This is a messenger RNA of Haplochromis burtoni (Burton's mouthbrooder), 1855 nucleotides long. It is a transcript of the gene tpm4a, whose product is annotated as tropomyosin 4a. Bases 249 to 1103 code for a protein of 284 amino acids. Gene Ontology annotation, cellular component: actin filament. Gene Ontology annotation, molecular function: actin filament binding. Gene Ontology annotation, biological process: actin filament organization; muscle contraction. The record is from RefSeq and is a predicted model, not a curated record. NCBI's taxonomy places the organism in Eukaryota, Metazoa, Chordata, Actinopteri, Cichliformes, Cichlidae. The transcript has 9 exons.
UUUAAAUAACCAUCCUUAUAGGGCUUGACUCUCCAUCUCUGUUCACAGCUCUUUCUGUCUCCUUCCAUCUGUCUCUCCUUUUCUGUCUCUGCCUCUCUUGCUUUCUCGCUUUCUCUGCAGCUUUGUUCAGCUCGAGCUUUCUCCUGCACUGCAAGCAAGGCUGAAUCUCCUACAUCUCAGCGAGAGCCCAAACUUUUAACGGUGCGUUUGAACAUCUCAGAGGGAGAAAAUCCAGCCGAGCAGCCACCAUGGAGGCCAUCAAGAAGAAGAUGCAAAUGCUGAAACUGGAUAAGGAGAAUGCCAUCGACCGGGCCGAGCAGGCAGAGACAGACAAGAAGGCGGCAGAGGACAAAUGCAAGCAGCUGGAGGAGGAGUUACUGGAUCUGCAGAAGAAGAUGAAGCAGACGGAGGAUGAACUGGACAAAUUCUCUGAGGGCCUGAAAGAUGCUCAGGAGAAACUGGAACUGUCUGAGAAGAAAGCUGCAGAUGCAGAGGGUGAGGUAGCAGCUCUUAACCGUAGGAUCCAGCUGGUGGAGGAGGAGCUGGACCGUGCCCAGGAGAGACUGGCCACAGCGCUGCAGAAACUGGAGGAGGCAGAGAAGGCUGCAGAUGAAAGCGAGAGAGGAAUGAAGGUGAUUGAGAACCGAGCGAUGAAGGAUGAGGAGAAGAUGGAGAUUCAGGAGAUGCAGCUGAAGGAGGCCAAACACAUCGCAGAGGAGGCCGACCGCAAAUACGAGGAGGUGGCUCGUAAACUGGUGAUCUUGGAGGGCGAGCUGGAGAGAGCUGAGGAGAGGGCCGAGCUCUCAGAAUGUAAAGCCAGUGACCUAGAGGAGGAGCUGAAAAAUGUGACCAACAACCUGAAGUCCUUAGAAGCCCAGUCUGAGAAGUACUCAGAAAAAGAAGACAAGUACGAAGAGGAGAUCAAAGUUCUGACUGACAAACUGAAGGAGGCUGAAACCCGUGCAGAGUUUGCCGAGAGGACAGUUGCCAAACUGGAAAAGAGCAUCGAUGACCUGGAAGAUGAAUUGUAUGCUCAGAAGCUGAAGUACAAGGCCAUUAGCGAGGAGCUGGACCAUGCCCUCAAUGACAUGACAUCUCUGUAGAGACAUGUUUCGCUCUUUCUCUCUGUCUGCUGUGCCUCUAAAUGUUCAUCUCCUCUGAUCGUAUGUGCCUCUGCUGAUCUUACUCUGCAAAACAUAAUUCAUUAAAGCUCGUUUUCUUUCCUAGUUUGCAGCUUUUGUCUGUUGUUUUUUGUUUGUUUGUUGCCAGUGUGUAAGGAAAUUAUGAACUGUUUGAUGCAAAGUCUCAGCUAACUAUAUAGGUUAUUAUGAUUUUCUUAUUAGGUUAUUAACAGUGUAUUUUAUGAUUAGUUGUUACUCUACGCGUUCAUCUGAAUAUCAGUUUUACAAAGGUGAGCAUUUCUGGUUUUAGUGUGGAUUAAUAGUUUGCAGUCACCUGGGUUUUAAUCUACACGCUUUGGUGGUUUCUGAUUUGUAUGUCCAUAAAGUAUGCAUAGAUCUUAAUGCCAUUUCCACAAGGUGGGAUAUACGAAUGACUUCACUGUGCAGCAAACGAGUCCUUUAAAAAGUCCAUCCUGUAUGAUCCCACUAACAGUCUUCCAGCAGUUUAUGCAUGAAAGGUACUCUGUAGUGGUUGAUUUUUAUUUUUUGCAUGUGGCACAACUUAACCAAACCAGUUAUGCAAAACAUCUGCCCAGUAACACCGACCUUUGUGCAGUCUUUAAAAAAAGGGGUGCUGUGUGACAAACCUCACGAAGAGAUUACAGUGGCAUGAAAUGAGCGAGCACUGCUAACUGGUGAUUGAGGGUUCACCGUGUCAUAUUUCUUCUUCUUCU